Molecule: messenger RNA, 948 nt
Organism: Adineta steineri
Lineage: Eukaryota; Metazoa; Rotifera; Eurotatoria; Adinetida; Adinetidae
Source: the annotation of a GenBank genome assembly
AUGGGCAAUCAGAAUAGUAUUCAACAAAAUAUGCAAAUUAUUGACGAACAAAAUCAACCUUUUAUUAUUGAUUUAGAUGAAAUUGUUGAACAAUGGAUUUGGCAUACAUGGAAGAAAACAAAAUUAUUAUCUCGAUAUAAACGCGAAGAUCUUCUCAUAACAAUUAAUUGGAAAAAUGUUACAUUUACACAAAAUAAUAUCGAUUUUUCUGAUAUAUCAUCUUCAUAUUUUCCUCGAAUACUUAAUCGAACAAAUUUUGAUAAUAAAACAACAAAUGAACAUUUAUAUAAUUUUGAAAUAAAACGAUCAACAUAUUCAACAUUGAAAAUUUUAUUUACUCAUACUUUACAUAAAACACAAGAAUCAAAUAUGAUUUUUCAUUUACCUCAACAAAUUAAACAAUUCUAUAAUGAUCUACAAACUGAACAAUCAAUUCAAUUUGGACAGGAUACUACAAAAGAAUAUGAAAUUCCUUGGAAUUUGAAUAGUCAAAUACGUGUACCAUCUGCGACUCGUAUUAUUGCAAAUUUAAAUAUUGAUGAAGAAGAAAUAUCUACUAAAUUUUGUCUAUUGAUUCAAUUUUCUGGUCGUAUUAUAGCAACUAUUGCAACUCGUCAAUCACCUAAUAUAUGUUUAAAAUUUAUUGUUGGUGAUAUCGUUCAAAUAAUAUGUAAAGCAAUGAAAACAAAUCAUCGAUUGAAUACUUUUAAAAUUAUUGAAAAUAAUCCUCCUUCAAUAGGUUUUCUAAUGCGUGGUAAAUGUUCAUUUCGAUAUGGUAUUAAACAAAAUAUUGUACUUAAUCAAGAAUCGUUAGAAUUAUCAUCAUCAUCAACAUCGUCUUGUUCUGAUUUUGAUAUUAAACCAUCGGCUCCUUCUGAAUACCCUCAUUUAAUAUCAACAGAUAGUAGUUUAAUCGAUUCUAAUUUAAAAAAUCGUGAACGUUUAUAA